Molecule: messenger RNA, 1947 nt
Organism: Panicum hallii
Lineage: Eukaryota; Viridiplantae; Streptophyta; Magnoliopsida; Poales; Poaceae
Exons: 2
Coding region: 454-1488 (344 amino acids)
Source: RefSeq, a predicted model, not a curated record
UUCCCGCAGAAACGUGCGAACGCACGAUAAAAAAUCCCUGCUUUUUUCCAGCCUUUUUUUUAUCCCCCCCUUCCGCUCCGCGGCGCCGGCCGCGGGCGAAACCAACGACGCCAACCAAACCGGCGAACCGCCUCCUCCUCUCCUUUCCUCUCCCCUCCCCGCGCCUCCCUCCCUCCUUCACGCAGGCCGUGCUCGCGUCCCUUUCGCCGCUCGCCCGACUCGUUCCCGCUACCACUCCCCGCCGCUUCAGCUGCCGACUCAACCGGGCGCGCCGUUUCGCGGGGGCGGCAACCUGCGCCUCCCGGGUCGCUCCGCGGGUCCCGUUCGCGCGCGCUGGGGUUCCGGCCCCGGCCCGCUCCUCGUGGAACGAGUCCUGCUGCGGGGAGAGGGCGCCCGUUCCCGCGCGUUCCGGAGGUAGGGGCUUGAGGGAGGAGAGGCCCCCGGCGGCCGUCCAUGGCGGAGAGGCGGCCGAUCUACAGGGAGACCGGCAAGCCCCGGAGGCCGCCACGCUCUCACGGUGGGGGAAAUUUCUCAGUUCCACUGUGGGAGAAGAAAUUUUGCACCGACGCAUGCGCCAUCCCCUGGGGUAAACUGUGUGAGACCAAGAGAUUGAUGUCUCUGUACAAAAAUGUUGUGGAUUGGGAGGACUCAGCUGCAUUAGAAGCCUUCAAUGAUGCAAAGGCGCGCUUCUGUGCUGUAUAUCAUGGUCAACAUUCUGAUAUCCCUUUGCCUGACCCAGACAUGUAUAUCGAUACAGUUAACCCAGAUGAACAUGUUGAUCCUGAAUUGGUGGCUGAUCUGGAGAAGUCACGUCGUCGUGUCCCCAGAAAAGAUAACAGUAUUCCUGAUGUCUGGGACUCCUUUAUUUUCUCAGACAAGCCAGUUCCAGUUACAGGAUGGGGUGACACAGAGACAAGCAAUACUGCCGGCCAGCAACACUCUGUGAACUGGGACAGUCAUUUGGAACAGCCUGAAGCAGAUUGUAAGCAAAUCUCGGGAAAUUGGGACUGUUAUGUCGAGCAGCCCGCUCAAACAUUUCUUCAGCAAAGCACAGGCAAUUGGGACGUGUAUGAGGCACUGCAAGAUCAAACCAGCAGCUGGAGGGAGCAGACCAAUCCCUGCAUCGCCAACUGGAACAUGAGAGAUAGCUCCCAGGAUACAUGGAAACAUGAUUACGGCUGGGGUUCUGCAGCCACUCAGACCGAUCCAUGGGACAACCAUCAAGACAGCCACGGCGUGCCUGACAGCCAUGGCAUGUCAUAUGGACACUGGACUCACUGGAGAAGGCGGAACAAUGAGUCAGGCAGAAGGAGCAGCAAGAAUAGGGAUAGAGGAGGCCCCAUCAGUGCUAAGCCAAUGAAAUCAAAGUACCAGGCGGAUGAGCACAGUGGUGUGAACAAUAGCUGGAGGCACUGCCGAGUAAGAAAUGACAUGCACUAUUACUCCUAUGAGCAAGCUGGUUAUGCUAAGCAGUCACUAGCUAUGUAAUUAAGAAGCUAUUGAGAGAAGAUACCGAGAUCUCCUCUCUGCCGGGCACUUCUGUCUUUGGAGGUGUCAUUUGUUUUGCACCAGCAGUGGUAAUGGUGGACAUCUUCGGAUAAGGUAGACUGGUAGAGUAGAGCUAGCAGAUCAUCCUGCAGGUUACGUCCCCUCCUUGAAGCUGCUGUAGAUAGUUCUGACUACCAGCCUAGUGACAGUUUUGUUGAGCUUCAUUGGCGCCCGUCUUGUGUGUGCGUGUGUAUAUACAUGUCGACUGUCGAGCCCCCUAGUUUUUGUUUACUAGCUGUAUUGCAGCUUCAGCGUUACUGUAAUGAGAAAUGAGGACGGUGCCUGUUUAAUUUGUGUCUUCGGAGGAGGUAUGAACAAAUGUCCUGACUGAUUUGUAAGCCGGGAUGCUCUGUUGCUAAUGGCAGGAAUAAAAGCUUGAUAUCCCGUCUUGUUCAGCUA